AUGGAUACCAGCGAAGGACAAGUAUAUUUGGCUGUAAAUCAUAGGUCAAAUUUGACAAAUGUUUACGUUAGCGAUGUUACUGGAACAAAAUUUACUCUUACUCUUGAUAAUGUUUAUGAUGCCCCAGAAGUAUUUUGGCGUCUUGGGCGACCGUAUGUUGAUUUCUAUAAAGUCAACAGCAUGCUUGGUACUUACAUUGCUAAUAAAGCGUCUCCUCGAAGUAGAAUUUUGCCAUCUUAUACUCUUAUAACCUAUGAUGCUGGUGGCAGUUGGCGACGUUUGAAAGCUCCUAGUGUCGACAGAAAUGGGAAUUCUACUAGAUGUUCAUUGCCAACAUGCUCACUUCACUUAUCAAUGAGUUUUGGUAGGCUGUUGGGGUAUGACUCAUUAGUUUCUUCGAAAUCAGCUCCUGGUCUUAUCGUAGCGACUGGAAAUUAUGGUAAAAGCAUAAGUUUCUUCAGAAGAAACACCUUCGUCUCAGUAGAUGGAGGCAUUACUUGGAAAGAAGCUCAAGAUCCAUAUAGAGACUACAUUAUUCAAGACUACGGUUCAUUGAUUGUCUCCUCUGGUAAUAGUCUUCAAAUAAAUAAAACCUACAUACAAUACAGCUGCGAUUCAGGAUUAAAUUGGAAGAAACUACUUAUUGCUAAUCAUAGUCUGUACAUAGUUAAUCUACUCACUGAACCUGGUCAGAAAACGUUGGUCACUACAGUUGCAGGGACUGUACUAGUCAAUAGAACACGGCAAUGGAUAAUCGUACGAUUAAAUUUUACCGCAUUGCUGCCACGGAUGUGCAAAGCAAGUGAUUAUUUUAAUUGGUCCGCUAGCGAUCCAUUUAGUGGAAAAAACAAGUGUUUAUUAGGACAAAAGCAAACGUUUAGAAUUCGGAAGCAGGACUCUUGUUGUUAUAAUGGCAAGUACUUUCAGCCAUUUACCCAGAGAACAAGCUGUGUUUGUACGAGGGAGGAUUUCCAAUGUAAUUAUGGCUUUCAGCCAGUCAGCACUGGUAAUUGUACUAUCAUUGCUGUUGAUCAGUCAGCAUGCGAUGAUGGUUCUAGUAAUUUUACGACUGCAAAGUAUCGUAAAGUACCAAGUGACAAAUGUAAAGGUGGAGUUGAAAAGGGGAUGCUGAAAUUAUAUACCUUUCCCUGUAAGGGUGAUGCAUUAACGCCUAUUCCUCCUCGUCGAAAGCCAACCAAUUUGGGAUUGUAUGUAGGUUUACCUGUUGGUAUUCUAGCAUUCGGAAUAGUUCUUUGGGUCUUUUAUAGAUACGGUAAUCCGAAUCGUUCUUCACCGUAUACUCGUUUGGCAAGGCUAGCUGGUGACGAUGAUGGUGAAGGUCCUAGUGAUGAUGAUGGUGCUGAACGUGUGAUUGCAUCUACCAGAUCCGCAUUCAAAGCAGAUGAUUUCGAUGAUGAUGAGUUAUUAGGUUCGAAAUCGAAUAUAGGCCCUACGACUCCAGCAAAUGCCUGAUUUUUUGUAUUGAUUAAUUUUCGUGUACAUUUUGUCAUGACGUAGUCAUUAGUCCGUCUUUAGUUACUAGCUCGAAUACAUUGCCCUUUUUUUAUUUCAUUUUAUGCAUUACUACUUCGGUAUGCAGUGUUAAUAAUAUGACGUAAGGUAUACAAAUAGUACAAUAUUAAUAUAACAGAUAAAUUGGUGCAUAUGAUAACCACUAUGCAACGUAAUGUUUCCAACCUUCAUUUACAGUAGUAUUAUCUAAAUAAUAAUCAUCAUUCAUAUCUUUACCAUUUCUGUAUUAACAGCCAAGCUGCAUCUGUUACAAUUAUUACUCUGUUCGUCUACGAUGAUUCGAUCUGAUGUAAACGUUUUAAAGGCUGUCUAACUACCAGUAUGAUACGCUAAGAAUAUAGUGGUACAAUUUUGUGUAACCGUAUCAUUUGUCUGUAGCAGCUCUUAACUGAUUGUUUUCAGUUAUUAGUAGAUAUAAUUAAUACUUUAGAGACCUGGCUAAUUUUCGAUUAGAUUUCUAUAAAUGUUUA
Molecule: messenger RNA, 2003 nt
Organism: Trichoplax adhaerens
Lineage: Eukaryota; Metazoa; Placozoa; Uniplacotomia; Trichoplacea; Trichoplacidae
Exons: 4
Coding region: 1-1473 (490 amino acids)
Biological process (GO): post-Golgi vesicle-mediated transport
Cellular component (GO): membrane; Golgi apparatus
Source: RefSeq, a predicted model, not a curated record